This is a messenger RNA of Saprolegnia diclina VS20, 1201 nucleotides long. RefSeq lists its product as hypothetical. Bases 86 to 1162 code for a protein of 358 amino acids. NCBI's taxonomy places the organism in Eukaryota, Oomycota, Saprolegniomycetes, Saprolegniales, Saprolegniaceae. The transcript has a single exon. The record is from RefSeq and is a predicted model, not a curated record.
AAUCAGAUCUCGUGCCACCCGCAAAUCUUUGAUUUGAGCCAAUCCUGGCACGCGUUGCCCGUUCCGACCAGACGAACGCCACAGGAUGCAGGAAGCAUCCUCGUUGCAUUUGCCAGGUGUCGCCAUGGACGACCAGAUCCAGGAGCUUGUCCGUAGCAUCUACGCUGGCAGCGCCACGUCAGUCGUCUUUGAGGCCAUGGACGUCGGUGUCCUCUCCAACGUCGUUCAUGUCACCGUGACGCUGCCGACGCGCGUCGAGCACUUGAUCGCCAAGUUCCCGCGCCCCGAGUUCCCGAUGAUGCACGCCAUGUUUGCGGUCGAAGCGGCCUUUUACACGCGCACCGACAAGGCGAAAGUUCCGUUCCAGCUUCCACCGCUUUUGUCGGCCUCGGCGGACGCAAUCGUCCUUCAAAAGCUCGCCAACGUCACCUCGUACUCGUGCUACGACGGGUGCCCACCAGCGCGCGUGCUGUCGAUUCUCAUGCAGCUCGCCACGCUGCACGCCGCGUACUGGGGCCAGUCGUUUCCGGAGCUGGCGGCGAUUCCAGGCAUUGGCGCCAACUUGAGCGUGCAAGAAAAGCAGACGCACUUUUGUACGCGCUACGCACCGUUCUAUGCCGACCUCGGACUGCCGCCGACGACGCGCGCCGAGCUCGACCACCUCUGCAGCACCCUCGCGCAGGGCACGCGACUCACGCGCCUCCACGAAGCGGUAGAAAGCUGGCACAAGACACUCAUCCACGGGGACUUACACGUGGCCAACAUGCUCUUUGAUGACCAUCACAUUGUGCUCUUGGACUGGGCCACGUGCGGCAGUAGCAACCCGCUGCGGGACGUCGCCUUCUUCUUUACCGUUAGCGUCACGCGCGCGGUGCGAGAAGCCGUGGAAGCGCCGAGUCUCCGCGCCUACGCGACGACUUUGGCCGACGCGAUUCCUGCUCUGUCGAUCGAGGCCAUCGAGACCAUGUACUACCUCUGCGUCCUCAACCAGUUUGUGAUCCUCGUUGGCUACAAUGCGCUCACGAUGAGUCUCGCGACUCUCGGAUCGACGCCGGCCAAGCAAGCGCAGCUCCGAGAUGGCUUCCUCGAGACCAACAAGCGCAGCUGCGCCGCCGCGCUACACGCGUUCCAAAUGCUCGCCCAGCACGCUUUGUUUCAAUAAAUACUGGAAAACAUGGUCGGGUUUGGGGCUCGAAGUGGG